Molecule: messenger RNA, 162 nt
Organism: Candidula unifasciata
Lineage: Eukaryota; Metazoa; Mollusca; Gastropoda; Stylommatophora; Geomitridae
Source: the annotation of a GenBank genome assembly
AUGGGAGAGCUGUGCAAAUUUCGCAGCAGUCUAGUAUCCAAUACAUUGACCAAGGAGCAUGCAGAAGAGAUGAAAAAGCAGGUGGUCACAAGAAUAGACUGGGGCAAUGGAUACAAUGAAAAUAUAUCAACAGUAUACAUUGUAAAACUGCACGAGAGACUG